This is a messenger RNA of Rhinichthys klamathensis goyatoka, 946 nucleotides long. It is a transcript of the gene bcas2, whose product is annotated as BCAS2 pre-mRNA processing factor. The transcript is spliced from 7 exons. Gene Ontology annotation, cellular component: precatalytic spliceosome; catalytic step 2 spliceosome; Prp19 complex. Gene Ontology annotation, biological process: mRNA processing. Lineage: Eukaryota; Metazoa; Chordata; Actinopteri; Cypriniformes; Leuciscidae. The record is from RefSeq and is a predicted model, not a curated record. The coding region runs from base 57 to 734 and encodes 225 amino acids.
AUUCCAUCCAAUCAUAAUAGAAGCAGAGCGCGAAGCGUGUGUUUGUAAAGUAAAGGAUGGCAGGACCGGCUUCAGUCGCUGGUGAUGUUUUUGUUGAUGCUCUGCCGUAUUUCGACCAGGGUUAUGAUGCUCCAGGGGUCAGAGAAGCCGCAGCUGCUUUGGUGGAAGAAGAGACAAGACGAUACAGACCAACCAAGAACUAUUUGAGUUACCUGCCCACACCAGAUUUCUCUGCCUUUGAGACGGAGAUCAUAAGGAAUGAGUUUGAAAGACUGGCUGCUCGUCAACCCAUGGAGCUGCUCAGUAUGAAGAGAUAUGAGCUUCCUGCUCCAUCGUCUGGGCAGAAGAAUGACAUCACAGCAUGGCAGGAGAGUGUCAACAACUCCAUGGCCCAGCUGGAGCACCAGGCAGUGCGCAUUGAGAACCUUGAGCUCAUGGCCCAGUAUGGAACUAAUGCAUGGAAGGUGUCUAAUGAUAACUUGGCCUUAAUGAUUGAAAAUGCACAAAAGGAACUGCAGAAGGUUAGAAAGCAGAUUCAGGAUCUGAACUGGCAGCGCAAAAAUGACCAGCUGGCUGGAGGAGCAAAACUGCGGGAACUUGAGUCAAACUGGGUGUCCCUCGUUAGUAAGAACUAUGAGAUUGAGCGAGCCAUCGUUCAGCUGGAGAAUGAAGUGGCACAGAUGAAACAGCAACAGGGCGAUGAGAACAAAGAGAAUAUUCGACAGGACUUUUAAAAGAUGAAAACAGUUUAACAGCAUCUUGAAACUGUGCAGACUUUGCAAAAGCAAAUGAUCACCAAAGUGUGACAUUGUUUUUUAAUGAUCACUAUCACUAUGUUCGUUUUCCUGAUGAACAGGGGAAAUAGUCUUUAUAAAACACAAAUGAGCAAUAGUGUUGUGGUCCAAACAGGCUCUGCUGGUGUGUAGUUCAUGAUUUUGCACCAAAA